Molecule: messenger RNA, 1720 nt
Organism: Amphimedon queenslandica
Lineage: Eukaryota; Metazoa; Porifera; Demospongiae; Haplosclerida; Niphatidae
Exons: 7
Coding region: 17-976 (319 amino acids)
Source: RefSeq, a predicted model, not a curated record
UCUAUAUCUAGGCUACAUGAAGCUCAUCACCAUCAUUAUGUUUCUACAGAUUCUAUUUAUGGCUGUUAGUUGCUAUGCUGCCUCUUUCUUAAAGGAGCCAGCUCCUACUACAAAUGCUGUUAUAAAUGGAAGUGCAAAGAUAGACUGUGUUAUUACUGGAUACAAAUGGAAAGUUCCAUUUUGGAUAAUUAAUGGUACACAGUACUACCCAAAAAGCAAGAGAAAUCCUUUACCGGCUGGUGCAAGCACUCUUUCUAAUCACAGUGUGUUAUUGAUUGAUCCAGUGUCAAUGGCAUGGAACAAUACUUCAUUUCAAUGUCGAAUUUUAGGAAAAAAUAUAAAAUCAAGUAUUGGCUAUUUAUUUGUUUACUAUCCAGACGAUCUUGGGAUGCUUGAUAGCUCAACUGUAAAACAUGUUAUAAGCAGUUCACUAGCUGUUCCAUUGACAAAGAAAUCUUGCUAUAAAUCUACUAUGCCCAUUGAAGUAGAAGCAUCACUAAAUGAUUUGUCUUUACAUUAUGUGCCAACUUCUGUUGACUAUGAGCUGUCUAUUUCAUCAAGUUCCAUGUAUUCAAUGUCUGAAGGAAGUCUUAAUUCUGAAAUUGAACAGACCCAAGGGACCAAUGGUGUUGACCAUGUUGAUAUGAGAUUUGUUUAUGUUAUCACUCCUGUAUUAGUAACAGGCACAUGUCUCUUUAUUGUUGUGACUUUGGGGAUUUCAUUGAGAUGCUAUUACAUCAAAAAAGUGAAAAAGAAAAACACAGCAACUUCAUCUAAUGAAGAGCAUGCUAUUUCCAGAAAUGAGCCAUUCCUCUCUUCAAUUCAGAGGGAUGAAGUACAUCAUAAUCCAGCAUAUGGCAUAGUAGAAAGAAGAACAGGGAUUAUGUGUAUCAACCAAGCUUAUGGUUUGGUUACUGGACACAAUGAUGAAUCCAGAUUGAGGCACAAUCCAGCUUAUGGUGUGAUCAGACUUUAAAUUUAGUGUAUGAAGUUACUGUUGCCCAUUAUAAUAUUUUCUGUCAAGUUAACAAUGCUAAAUAUAGAUCUAAGAUUAGUUAUAUGCAGAGAUUUAUAAAUGCAUCAAAUUUUUCUUAGGUAUUAUAUUUGGACUAAAAAUGACUUACUAAGUGUUUCAGAUAAGGAUAGAGUACCUAUUGACGUAUUAUUGGUGUCUGGUAGCUUACAACAAGGCCUUAGUGUUGUUCUUACAUGUGAAAUUGAAAGUUCUCAAGGCAAAUUUGCCAAUGUUUCCUAGCUUGCAGCAUUUUCAAUAUGGUAUAUCUGAACUGUCAGUGGUGUUUAACUCUACUCAGCUAGCACUUCCCUUUAACCUAACUGUUCAGCUUUUUGCAGUUGAUACUUUAAUGGCAUCACAAGUCAACAUGGCUUUUGGUAUAAAAAGAACAAACAUUGUACUCGAUCCUCUAACAACAGCGUCAAGCAUGACUUUGACAAAAACUAGCUCUAGUACUCCUGGAUUAACAGUGAUGACAACUUCCAUGAUGGAGUCAAGAAGUUCUACAAUCCAGUCAACAGUCACUUCAUCAACAACAAUGACAACAAGCACUCCUGUUGUAUCUUGUCCAGUUAACAGUUCAGGCACAAUCACAAACAAUUUAUAUUUAAUAUUAGUUUUAGCCAUAGCUGCAGCUUAUUUGUAUUAACUUUAUGCAGAUCUAUAUUAUUAGCUUUUCUAUAAUGAUAGUCUUGUAAUCAUAAA